AUGCCGUUUGUUGAUUUAGUUUCAAACGAAAGGGAAUCAUUUUUAAAACAAAUAACCGGUUGUCACAUACCUGGUUACACAGGGCAUUGUCCUACAUUAAAAUUUCGUUUUGGUAAAAGAUAUGGUGCAAUUACAAAUGAAGUCAUUGAUGAAUUUAGAAAUAUUUCAUUGGGAAGAUUUGUUAAACCUUAUAAAAUAGGACAACCGUGGGCAACGGCUUUUACAAAUGUUGUCAAUGAAAAAGGAGAAGAAUUAGAUCCUAUAAUAUUUACCAAUCAACCACAAAGAUCUUUCAUAACAGGUUACACAGGUUUUAUACCUGGAAUAAAUUUUGAAUAUGGUAUGCCAUUUAGUAAUGCAGCUAAUAAAAGUGUUUUUAAAUUUAUACAAAGACUACAAAAUGAGGAUAAUAAAAGACAACAGUAUUCAGGAACAUUUUUAUUACUCUUACAGGAUAAGGUACUUUUUGAAAAAACAAUACCUAAAGUAUGUUGCGUACGAAAUAGAGAUGAAAUAUCAAAAUUAAUAGAAAAAAAUUCUAGAGCAUUUUACAAAACUUAUGUACCACCGGUAACUUCUGAAUUACCACCCAUAGCUGGUUACACUGGUCACAUACCAGGAAUAAAAGGAAAUGAAGCAUCGCUGAGUCAAAGGUUUCAUUCGGCAGCAAAAGCAGGACUUGCUAUGCUACAAGAAGAAAGAAAUAGACGUUAUCAUUUGGAAAAAGCCAAACAAGCAGUCGCUGAUGCUAUUGUAUACCCUCGUUCUAUUUAA
Molecule: messenger RNA, 774 nt
Organism: Pediculus humanus corporis (human body louse)
Lineage: Eukaryota; Metazoa; Arthropoda; Insecta; Psocodea; Pediculidae
Exons: 6
Coding region: 1-774 (257 amino acids)
Source: RefSeq, a predicted model, not a curated record